UUAUUGUAGCUGUUCCAUUACUGCUUGUUUCACUUUGACAGAACCAGUAGAGCAUAAGCCAGUCAGCCAAAGCACCAGUCCUGUAAAUACCACACCACUGGACAAACCAGAAACUGUUAAUGAAUUGGCAGACCCAUGCUCACUUGACUAUGACCCUGGAAUGCCGUGCAAAGACUAUCAGGCUAAGUGGUUCUUUGACAGAAAGAACGGGAUCUGUACACAGUUCUGGUAUGGAGGUUGUGGAGGCAAUGAAAAUAGGUUCGACACUGAGACCCUCUGCUUGAAAAACUGCAUGAGGUCAGUGUCAGAGCCUCAGCCACAAGUGCAGCAGGGUGAACAGGUGGAGAUCCUCCCAGCUCCUGAAGCCUCUACAGCUGUAGACAUUUGCCAGCUACCCAAAGAAGAGGGCACUUGUGCCAAAUUUGUCCUCAAGUGGCACUAUGAUGCCCCAGCAAGAGCUGUACACGUUUCUGGUAUGGAGGCUGCGGUGGAAACCAGAACCGCUUUGACACACAUGAGCAGUGUGUGAAGGCCUGUGGAAAACCAGCACCUGUCAAGCAAGGAGUUAUUGCUGCAAUAAGAACAUAGGACAAAAGUGCCAAACAUGGCCAACCUAUACCUCUGAAAGAAGGGGAUUCUAAGAAGAACCAUCCAAAAUGGCCAUACUGUAAGGAUGCAAUACCAAAGCAAUGGUGGCUGCACUGGAUCCACAAAAAUGGACUUUAUACCCCAAAUUCUUGAAGUAGUUUUUUCACAACAAGAAGGAAGGCAACACAAUUUGCUGCAUGAUUUGUUUUAACCUACUGGUGCUACGUAGUAUGUUUUGUUUUACAGAUUGAGUUGUUAAGUGCAUUCAGUUUUGUAAAGUUACGUUUUCUGGAACAUCAUAUGAGUUUUCAUAUUUUUUAAAGUGCAGUUUUAUAAUUAAACGAGAAACAUAUAUGAAUAUCUUGGACAGUGAUUAGCAAUGAAUCAGUACAUGCAGGACUGGCAUUAUUCAGUGCAGUAAUCUUUUUUGUAUUGUUUUUUUUUUUUAACAUUCCACAUUCACCUAGCAACAUAGGCUUUUAUUGAUUUUAAACUCACUUGAUCCUUGUUGAACCAUUCCUUCACUAUUUUACAGUCACAUGUGUGUAUUUAAAUGACAGUGACCAACUGCUCACAUACAAAAACAUUUCUGUAACAUAAAGUGCACUUCUGGAGCCACUGCCUCGAAAACACAGUUCCAGCUAUUCAGAAAUGGAAUGUACUUGUCAAGCUGUUUUUACUUUGUUUCAUUUGGUUUUACUGAAAUUUGUGUUUCAUCUGGGUAUAGGGGAAAUAAAAAUGAAUUAGACUUUCUAAUAAA
Messenger RNA from Lates calcarifer (barramundi perch), 1348 nucleotides. Its product is annotated as collagen alpha-3(VI) chain. Gene Ontology annotation, molecular function: serine-type endopeptidase inhibitor activity. The coding region runs from base 161 to 529 and encodes 122 amino acids. The record is from RefSeq and is a predicted model, not a curated record. The transcript is spliced from 5 exons. Lineage: Eukaryota; Metazoa; Chordata; Actinopteri; Centropomidae.